This is a messenger RNA of Penaeus indicus, 408 nucleotides long. RefSeq lists its product as uncharacterized. Bases 1 to 408 code for a protein of 135 amino acids. NCBI's taxonomy places the organism in Eukaryota, Metazoa, Arthropoda, Malacostraca, Decapoda, Penaeidae. The record is from RefSeq and is a predicted model, not a curated record. The transcript has a single exon.
AUGUGGAAGUUACUAACGGGCAUGAUUGCAGAAGAGAUGUAUGGCUUCUUGGAAAGGGAGAAAAUAUUACCAGAUGAGCAGAAGGGAUGUCGGAAGGGGAGUCGUGGAACAAAGGAUCAACUGUUGAUCGACAAAACAGUGCUAAAAGAUUGUAAAAGGAGAAAGACUAAUCUAGCUAUGGCCUGGAUUGAUUACAAAAAGGCGUACGAGAUGGUGCCCCAUAGCUGGAUUAUUGAGUGCCUGGAGUUGUUUGGGAUAGCAGAGAAUGUUAGAAAAUUCAUGAGUGAUGGUAUGCGAUCAUGGAAGCUGGAACUGACAUCUUCUGGUGAAAGCUUGGGAGAUGUGCAUAUUCACAGAGGAAUUUUCCAGGGGACAGCCUAUCUCCACUACUGUUCGUGUUAUGCAUGA